CGGUAUCGCAUAGCGUCCGGUGAGCAGCGGCACACGACGGCAACAGCAGCAGCGGCACCAGUACCCGACGGAAGCAUCCACCGCCACCGCCGCCCGCAAACAGCAGUAGUCGGUGCGUCAGUCAGUCGGCGUACGUCGCGUUUAUCGCACUUGUUAUCGUCGCCGCGCCGCCGUCGUCACCGUUGAAUUCGGACCGAAGGCACGUCGUUCAUUUUCGUAAUACUACCCCCGAAAACUGUUUCCAAACCGAUUGUUGUUUUUUUCAACUGAAAUAGUGAUUUGCGUCGAGAGAUCAUUUCGUUUACGUCGUCGGUAGAUGUUAAAUAAAUUUUUGUUCGCAAUUCAUUUUACUAUUUAAAAUACUUUACAUUGAAGACAUUCAUUAGCGACAUGUCAGUGCCAAAGGAUUCGGCCGAUGUCGUAUCGAGCACCCACAGUUACUUUGUAAAUCCGAUCCCGAUCACGGAGAAGACGUCGCCGGUCAGCCCGGACUGGAUCUCCUGCAGCAUCUACAAGGUGACACUUCUACCAUCGUGGAAAAGGAACGAAAACUGUCUGAAAUGAUUCUGCAGUUGCAACUGUUCAGAGAGCAGCUCCUCACGCAACAGGAUCAUCCGAACAAGAGCCAGUUCAAUCAUCUCAAAGGUUUACCUGGUUUAACUCAUCCUCAGUCGCUAUUUUUCUUGCCGUUGUUAGAUCAGUUACGUGGCUUAUCACAGUGCAAUAAUGCCUCCACAGCGAUGCAACAGGGCAAUCAACAGCUUCAAGCUACCACGAUAGCCUCAACAAAUUGCAAUAGUAUCCCUACACCAGUAUGGCCCAACACUAGGCCACCGUCUUCAUCUUCAGCUAGCCCAUGUUCUUUGCGCCAAGAUGGUGCAGGUACUCCACAACAGUUGGUAUCUACUGCCGAUCCAGAUGCCCCUUUGAACUUGACCAAACGUAAAUCACCAACUCCACAACCUUUAGAUCACAAACAUCAGAACCAACAGCAUUUGGCAUCUAAUAUGUUUCCACCAAGGAGUACACCACCAGCGAGUGGAGUCUGGAACUCAACAUCACCACCAGCUACAACUCCUGGAUCAGCCAAUAGACGUUCUGGGUCCGGUCAAGGGCUGGUUAGCCCUCCGGCUGCAGCCACCCCUAAGCUUCUACCACCACCCAUUCCUAUGCCCAGAGGUUUUAUGCCAUAUGCUGGUAUCCCACCACAUUCUUCUGCCGGUAAACUGAGUCUAUCUCCCGGUAAAGAUGGAGACAAAAUAUCACCAUAUUCCGGACUUCAGAUGUAUGCACAACAUUCUUCUCAGUUACAUAGAGAUGAACAUUCCGAAAGCAUGGAUUUACCAUGGGGACCUAAUGAUCCAAAUUUUAAACUAGCUGAUGAAUCGGGUGAUAGAGGCCGAAUGAUACGGCAACAGAAAAAAGACGGUGAACAUAUAAAGAGACCAAUGAACGCAUUUAUGGUUUGGGCUAAAGAUGAAAGAAGAAAGAUCUUAAAAGCUUGCCCAGACAUGCACAAUUCAAACAUUUCCAAAAUAUUGGGUGCUCGAUGGAAAGCUAUGACAAAUGCUGACAAACAACCUUACUACGAAGAACAAUCAAGGCUAUCCAAAUUACACAUGGAAAAACACCCAGACUAUAGGUAUAGACCUAGGCCGAAGCGAACGUGCAUCGUGGAUGGCAAAAAGAUGAGGAUAUCAGAGUACAAAACUCUGAUGCGACAACGGCGAAAUGAAAUGCGUCAGCUGUGGUACAGAGGUGAAGGAGCAGGUCCAUCCGGUUCUGGUGACGUGGCAGGCACAAGUUUUGGAUAUCCACCGGAUGGAUCUAUAUCGCCAUCAGACAUGAUGUAUUCACCAGUAAAUUCGCCGUCUUAUGGCGAAAACAGCCAUGACGAAGAUUAAGUGAAGCAGCUCCAUGACACACAAAUUAUGUUAAAAAGGUCACAUCUCGUUGAUUUAUACAAAAAAUUAACUGUUGUACCUUAUUUUUUAUCAUUAUUAUUUAUUUAAAUAAGAAUCUAAAAUAAACUUUAUUGUUAUUUUGUUAUGAAUUAUAAUUAUUAUUUUUUAUUAUUUUUUUAACAGCUCUCCUCUAGGAAUUAAUUAGGGCCAGUACUGCUAUGUUUUAAGUGCAGAAAAAAUAGGGAAAUGUGUAUAUUGUAUUUUUUUUUCUUGUGUAUAAGUUUACUAUUAAAUCUACUCUGUUCCAAUUAUAAUAUGUAAUUUAAUAAUUAUGCCCAAUAUUAAAUGUUGUGGUUAUUUAGAUAUAAUAUUAAUAGGUUUUAAUUUUAUUCCAUUAUAUUUCUUAGUUCAUAAUACUUUUUUGUGAUAAUAAUAUUUUUAUUUACGCGUACAGUAUAAUAUAUAAUAAUUUGUAUUAAAAAUAAGUGUAAUUGUAUAGAAAUAAUUGUUAUUAAAAGAUUCGUAUGUAAAUGGCAUAUUUAAUUAUACAAUGUACAAUGACGGUGCGUUAGCUUGCUACUUAAAUUUGUUGAACUUGAAAAUAUGUUCAAUAUUAUAAAUUAUUGAAAUAUUUUAAACAAUUGGGUGGUGCCAAAUAAUUAUAAUUAGUACAGACGAAUGUCGGCCUUAUGAUCUCUGUUUUAUUUUAAUGUGUCUGUAAUUAAUUAUUGUGAAUAAUUUUAAUAAUAUUAAAUGGACAAAAAUUUGUUUUUA
Daktulosphaira vitifoliae (grape phylloxera) is the source of this 2678-nucleotide messenger RNA. It is a transcript of the gene Sox102F, whose product is annotated as transcription factor Sox-5. NCBI's taxonomy places the organism in Eukaryota, Metazoa, Arthropoda, Insecta, Hemiptera, Phylloxeridae. Gene Ontology annotation, molecular function: RNA polymerase II cis-regulatory region sequence-specific DNA binding; DNA-binding transcription factor activity, RNA polymerase II-specific. Gene Ontology annotation, biological process: cell fate commitment; regulation of transcription by RNA polymerase II. The record is from RefSeq and is a predicted model, not a curated record. Gene Ontology annotation, cellular component: nucleus.